Molecule: messenger RNA, 3185 nt
Organism: Syngnathus typhle (broad-nosed pipefish)
Lineage: Eukaryota; Metazoa; Chordata; Actinopteri; Syngnathiformes; Syngnathidae
Exons: 16
Coding region: 76-2724 (882 amino acids)
Molecular function (GO): protein binding
Source: RefSeq, a predicted model, not a curated record
CAAACAGAAUUUUAUCCUGAUAUACAGGGCAGUGGUCUGAGCAAGCAACCAGUGUAGCAUUCGUCAGCCAAUGUCAUGGAAAGCCCGGUUACGAAUUCAAAGAAACGGCAGACUCGUUGGUUCCCUAAGAGAACUCGCCAUCUUUCUCGUAGUUUUUUCUGUUGUUCAUGCUUGCGAGGUGAAGAGGGGGAUCAGUUGCAAGAACAGGACGGGACAAAUGGAGACCCUCUACCUGUGGAUCUAAGCGGAUCAUGUGAUAAGGAGACUAUCCACAUUACAGUGGAGGACCUGGGGAUAGUUAAUAGCAGUUUUGAUCUGUUUGACGAAGAGCCCGGGACUCCCCAAAACAACGUGGGUCGCUCAUCUAGCUCCGUAUCAGCAUGCCCGAGGGCUCUAAAGAAGAAACGACUGCAGCAUCUGUCUUCGCUGCCCCUUCAGCCUCAAGGAAGACAGGCUAGCAUUCCUAACAGCUGGGAAGAAAAUGAAGACGAAGAGGAGCAAGAGGAUCUCUUUGGAAGUGGCAACGACAGCACCCCCGCUUCUGGAAGCCUCUCGGUGCACUGUGAGAUCAAUUUAAUUCCUCCCACUCCAUCUGAUGUUUUUGAUGAUGAUCAGUUCUUCGAUAUGAAUUCAGAAGAGAGUGUGACAUACACCCCAGAGAGCGAUGGUUGCUUUGCUGCUGGAGACUAUAAGGAGAAUGUCAAAACAGAAGAGACAACGUUGGGAUUGACAAUGACUGAAAGUGAGAUGAUUGUUACUGAUUCUGAGGACAACCACCAUCAGUUGGCACAACAGAGGGAGACAAUAAAAGACGACGGGGAUGAAGAAAAAACAAUCAGGUUGUCUCGUGUUUAUCAGGUGGAUCCCCUCCCUGUGCUUCCCCGGAAACGCAACUUCAACACCGGAAUAAAACUUUUGCCUUUCACUGAGCUCAACUUGGAUGACUUGAGCAACAGUGAUGAGAACUGCUCAGACAUGCUGAAGACUGCUACUGGCCUGCCUCCUCUCAGGGCUCCCACAAUGGAUGCAUUUACUCAGCAGAGGUGGCCAAUCAUUCGAUCCUGCAGUGAAGGGGACACACAAACUGGGAGUGCCACUUUAGACACAUCAACACAGACCUCGGACCAGCAACAGCAAGGGGAGAGGUCACCACGGCAACGCCGUACAACCGUUGCAUCUUGUGUUCCCAAAUGUAAGGACCAAAAUGGAAACCUCCAGGAGAAGACUAUGAACAGGCAGGAGGCCAAAGCUCUGAGGGAGCGAAACACAAAUGAGACGUGCCAGUGGUUCACUAGCAUUGGAUUGCAAAAAUGUCUCCCCUUCAUCCAAGAGGCAAAUUUAUGUGGAGCAGACAUAGCAUCAAUAGAUAUCAACAUGCUGGGGACCCUUCACAUCAACACACUAGAAGACAAGGAGCAACUUCUUUCUGCCAUUUAUAAUGAAUUGCACCCACCCAGUAUUUUUGGAUCUUUGAGCAAUCGUGUAGAAACCUUCAUGCCGAUGAGCAAAUCCAAGUCCUCACCACACGUGAACUGUUUAAGCAUGAACCGACCAUCCCUUAAAAUCAGACAGAGCAACCAAAACUACACAGCGCAGAGGAAUUCAGGAACGCAGUUGAUCGAGGUCACUAUUAAUGCAUCAGAACGAAUAGUUCACCUCAGAACGCCCAAAGAAACAACAGUGGGCAAAAUGAUGGACUCCUGUCUCCGAAUGCUGGGAAUGACGGAUGACAGAAGCCAUUUCUCACUGAGAAAGCAGAGAGAUUCCACGGCUGAGCUCUCCCAGGAUCAGCGGAUUGGGAGUCUGCUGACAUCCCUGUCUGACAGGCAGCUGGAGUUGCAUUGGGGUAAAAGGGAGAGUGCCACUCACAACAGCCCGGAAGCCAACAACUCUACUGGAAUACAAAAGGAGGAGAGAAUCAAGGAGCUGAACUUGCAGGUGGAGUCACUACAAAAUGUCAUCCUCCAGGUGCAGGAGCUCCACCUCGGCCUGGUAGCAUUUUGCUCGGAGCUGAAGAACUCAGACGGAGAUGGGAAUUUGGAAACGCUUGGCUCAGCUGAGUUGGAGCAGAAACUGGAGCUGCUCCAAAGAAGACUGGGCGACAAGAAGCAAAGUCUUCAGACCCUCCAAGAUCACAUCAACAAUCCUGCUGCUCACAGGAAGAAACAGCUGGAUGUUCGUCUUUUGGAGAAAAUGAAACUCAAUUGCCAGGUGUUUAAGGAGGAAAUCUCCAUGGUACAUCUCAACCGACAGUUGGCACAUCUUCAGAAUGUUCUGCAGGAAAGUUAUAUCAAGGAAAAAGCCCAGAGAAAGAAUAUGACCAUUGGUAACCUGAGCCAGCUGGUGUCACCGCAGUCUCCCGCCAUGCUGCUGGUUUUCCAGGAGCAUUGCGGCGCGAAUGGCUGCUAUGGCUUUACAUGCCGCUACACAGAAGAGAGUGGCUUAGUGGUGGUUGAGGUGGACAACUCGCAACUAUGUGUGGAUGACAGACUUGUGGAGGUGGACGGAUCACCAGUAGUCAACUCGACAGAAGAAGAACUGAAUGACCUUCUUUUGCAGCUAACCAGCGCUCAGAUUAUUGUGCUUCGCAAGCCCCCUGUGACCCUCACCUCACAUCAGCCCCCUCUUAUCCUGCAGCACAUGGUUAACCAUAAUCCCUUGCAAGCAGAGAGAGAUGUGAUCGCCAUGGAAACCAAAUCAUUACGCAGGCUAAUGGCCAUCUGAUGACAAUGGGGGUUCAUGUUUGAUAUUAUUUUAUCUCCAUCAUCAUCUUUCUAUCAUAAUGGCGAGGGUUUCAUGAAGUGUCACAGCAUUUGUCCUGCCAAAGUUUCAUUUUACGACUUGUGAUAUGUCUUGUACCAGUAUUUAUUUUCCCUACCUUCACUUUAUUUUGUGGUUAAUGAUCUUUUGAAGUCAACCCAGCAUUCAUUUCUACUUGUUUAUAGCCAUCAGACUCGUGUGGUUCUUCUGAGCUUUUUUUUUUCUUAUUCUUCUUUUCUCUUAUCUAUAUGUACACUGUUAACCAGUUCCCCUAGUGUUCAGAACUGACUACUGGCUACAGACUACAGUGAAAUGUGUAGCAAGACUUCGAAAAACAUACAGUUGGAUCUUAAGUUAUUACGUUUAAGUGUAACAAUCGAGUAAACCUUUGCUGUGUUCAAUAAAAGUUUGUGUUUUGAACAAUA